AUGAAGCUGGAAAUCAUUGAUGCUCAUGGUCCAUGCUCCCUGACCAACCAAAACCAGCCCACAUCCAAACCAUCCCAUGCCGAAAUCUUCCGCCUUGACCAAUCACGGGCCGAACACAUCCAAGCCCGCAUCAAAUUCAACAAUGCGAAAUUCGAACUCACGGCCCGAUCAGGCUUGCCCUACACCUUCAACUACAUAGUCCCCGUUGGCCUCGGGACACCAAAAAAGGACUUAUAUCUCAUAUUUGACACCGGCAGUGACUUGUCGUGGACUCAAUGCCAACCGUGCAGCCUCAGUUGCUACAAUCAAACGCAUCCAAUAUUCGACCCGUCUGCAUCCACUUCAUAUUCCAACUUUUCUUGCACUAAGUCUGAAGAAUGCUAUGUGGGGGGUACUAGCUUGGCCACCUGCUCCUCAACUCACACUUGCAUCUAUGCAUUAACGUACAGCGAUGGGUCCCUUACCGCUGGAUUUUUGGGCAAAGAAAAACUCACGUUAACACCGAAAGAAGUUCUUCCGGAUUUCCUGUUUGGCUGUGGCCAACUAAACAGCGGAUCAAUGGGCAGGACAGAUGGAUUGUUAGGCCUAGGCAGAGCAAACUCGUCGAUUGUGUCCCAAACUGCUGAAAAGUAUAAAAAACAAUUCUCCUAUUGCCUGCCUUCAGUCCCAAGCUCCAAAGGGUUCCUUAAAUUCGGUAAAGAUUGUAACAAUACCGGAUCAGAAAUAAAAUUCACGCCUUUAACAUUUAAACCGGAAUCACCCUCAUUUUACUUCAUCGACAUUAUCUCUAUUGCUGUGGGCGGGUACACGUUACCUAUACACUACCAAACCAUUUUCAGGAAAUUAUCAGCUGGCACCAUCAUAGACUCGGGCACAAUAAUCACCCGCCUCCCGCCAAUUGCCUACAAAGCACUGAGAGAUGAAUUCAGGAAACAUAUGACUAAGUAUGAUCGAGCACCGGAGGCGGAGGAUGAUUUUUUGGAUACAUGUUACCGUAUCAGAAAAAACAAGAGUAUCACUAUCCCACAUGUGUCCUUCACAUUUACGAACAAUGUGGAAGUGAACUUGCAUGCUUUUGGAAUAAUGAUUGUAAUUGAUCCAUCGGCAACGUGCCUCGCUUUUGCCGCAAACGAACAACCGACUGAUUUAGCUAUUUUCGGCAAUAAUCAGCAGAAGACCUUAGAGGUGGUUUAUGAUGUUGCGGGAGAGAAGUUGGGAUUCCGCAGUGGCAUGUGCCCUUGA
This is a messenger RNA of Striga asiatica, 1242 nucleotides long. Lineage: Eukaryota; Viridiplantae; Streptophyta; Magnoliopsida; Lamiales; Orobanchaceae. The record is from the annotation of a GenBank genome assembly.